AUGACUGUCGUAAGGUUAAAGGCAGUGAUGAUCCAUCCCGACUGUGAGCCUCUGUUGGAGAUCCAGCUGGCAGAGGAGAUGUGUCUUUCCGACAUUUCAACCUUCCAACUGGAGGAGGAGUCCGGGUGUCACUCCAUGUGGGACAACCUCUCCUGCUGGCCAGCUUCAGCUACUGGAGCGACGGUGGUUCUUCCUUGUCCCAAACUUCUGCUGCAGUAUGCAGACCAGCCAGGGAACGUGAGCAGACAGUGCACUGAUGAAGGUUGGACCGAGCUGCUGCACUCUUACUCCGAUGCAUGUGGCAUCAACAUAAGCAACAUGAAAGACAACAUCGAGGGGAUAUUUCUGCAGGCAGUGAAGAUUAGUUACACUGUCGGACACAGCCUGUCUCUGUUGUCACUGAGUGCUGCCGUGGUCAUUCUCUGUCUCUUCAGGAAACUACACUGUACUAGGAACUACAUCCACAUGAACUUGUUUGUCUCCUUCAUUCUGAGAGCCAUCGCUGUGUUUAUAAAGGAUAUGGUGCUGUUCGACAGUGACUCUGACCAGUGCACCCUCUCCACGCCAUCAUGCAAGGCUGCAAUCGCCUUCUAUCAGUUCAGCAUCACGGCAAACUUCUUCUGGCUGUUGGCAGAAGGCAUCUACCUUCACACGCUCAUCGUGAUCUUCUUCACUGAGAGGAAGUAUUUCUGGUGGUACAUCGUGACGGCUUGGGGUGCACCACUUGUGAUCACAGUUAUCUGGACCCUGGCGAUGCUGUAUUACCAUGAUAUUGGGUGCUGGGAUUCGAUUGAUUCUCCGUACCUUUGGAUCAUCAAUGCUCCAAUUUCACUGACAAUAUUGGUGAAUUUUAUUCUGUUCAUCUCUAUCAUCCAAAUCCUGAUCCAGAAAGUAUAUUCAUCAGACAGCAGAGGAAGCGAGUACAGGCAGUACAUGAGACUGGCUAAAUCCACGCUGCUUCUCAUCCCACUGUUCGGGGUCAACUACAUCGUCUUUGCUUUUGUUCCCGACCGUCUGAACGACCACUUCCGGCUGGUGUUUGACCUUGCUCUGGGGUCUUUCCAGGGUUUCAUUGUUGCGAUCCUGUACUGUUUCUUGAAUGGCGAGGUGCAGCUGGAGCUUGGCCGGAAGUGGCGGAGAUGGUGCACUCAGUGGUACCUCACAGCCAAUUCAAGAUACUGCUUCCCUUCCAUGGAGAACCACACCACGAAGGAGGGCACUCAAAUAUCAAUGAUGUCCUGCUACAGCUCCCAAAUGCAAGCUGCUAACAACGAUCCUGCUGACCUGAACCUUGCUAAUGUGCAGUGA
Pristis pectinata (smalltooth sawfish) is the source of this 1308-nucleotide messenger RNA. RefSeq names its product vasoactive intestinal polypeptide receptor-like. Gene Ontology annotation, cellular component: plasma membrane. Gene Ontology annotation, biological process: cell surface receptor signaling pathway; adenylate cyclase-modulating G protein-coupled receptor signaling pathway. The record is from RefSeq and is a predicted model, not a curated record. Bases 1 to 1308 code for a protein of 435 amino acids. The transcript has 13 exons. Gene Ontology annotation, molecular function: peptide hormone binding; G protein-coupled peptide receptor activity; vasoactive intestinal polypeptide receptor activity. Lineage: Eukaryota; Metazoa; Chordata; Chondrichthyes; Rhinopristiformes; Pristidae.